Schistosoma turkestanicum is the source of this 663-nucleotide messenger RNA. NCBI's taxonomy places the organism in Eukaryota, Metazoa, Platyhelminthes, Trematoda, Strigeidida, Schistosomatidae. The record is from the annotation of a GenBank genome assembly.
AUGUUACGAUGCUUUCUCACGUUUCCCGAGAAUCUCGAAAUUAAUGAGAUUUCACUAGCUCUCGGUCCUACACAAUGUCGAAGCUACCAGUUUUCGCUAAAACGAAAACUUUUUAAAGUGAAACAACCUACCCCAGUUGAUCCAGUGGAAGAUGAGCUUUGUAAAAAAUGGUGGGAUAAUUAUCGAUUACAGUAUGCAGCGGUCAGGGAUCUUUUUCGGUAUGAAAUAGAUCGUCAUAAAAUGGAAGCCAUCUCUACCUCAAAAACGGAUCAUGAAUAUGAACGUAAUAGACGCCAUGAAUUGUCAGAAACUUGGAACAAAGAAACCUAUUUAGCUGCUAAAGAUAAAUUUGAAGGGCUUUUAAAAACAUUGGUUGAUAAACAAAUCUAUAGUCUCUUUGAAUUUCAAAAUAAACAAGCACAAUCCUCAGAUAACUUAAAAGCCAGCCUUGAUGCAGUUGCUAUGUUAUCUGAACAUAUGAUUACAGAAAAGAAUUUAGAUGACAAAAUUGACGAAAUCAUGAAUUCUGAUAUUGUCGAUUAUAACUUCGUGGUUGACCACAAUGGCAAUAUUGUUCGAGGAACGAAACCGUUAGAAAAUGAACUUCAUAAAGUCGAUGUAGAGGAGAUUACACAGGAUGGACCUUUGUCAGCUGUAUCGUAA